UGCGGCGUCCUCUGGAAAUCACAACCCAGGAUUGUUCCCCAAACUGCUCCUUUACACGCUUUUAGGAUGGGCAGUGUUUUGGCUGCCAGCUCCCCCAGUUCGCCACCUGCCACUGGCGGUGUUGCUGGCCCAGGAAUGACAGUUCCACCAGGCUUUGGCAUGCCCCCAGUGUCACCCAUCAUACCCUCCACUGGGGCAGACUCAGGCCAGCAAGGGGAGGGAGAAAAUCCCUUGCCCAACCCAGGUGCAUUUGAAGAAUGCCACCGCAAGUGCAAAGAGGUGUUCCCUAUGCAGAUGGAGGGUGUCAGAGUAAUGAUCAAUAAGGGCCUUAGUAAUCACUUCCAGGUGAACCAUAUGGUGAUGCUGAGCACUACGGGGGAUUCCACCUACAGGUUUGGUGCAACCUAUGUUGGAUCAAAACAGACAGGUCCAGCAGAGUCUUUUCCAGUUAUGGUGGGGGACAUGGACAACAGUGGCAGCCUUAAUGCCCAGGUCAUCCACCAGGUCACAGACAGAAUACGUUCCAAAUUGGCCUUCCAGACGCAACAGCAGAAGUUUGUGAACUGGCAAGGUGAUGCCGAGUUAAGGGGAGAGGAUUUCACUGCAGCUAUUACACUUGGCAACCCAGAUGUCCUUGUAGGAUCUGGAAUUGUUGUAGCACACUACCUCCAGUCUGUAACCCCAUCCCUGGCACUGGGAGGGGAGCUAGUUUACCACCGCAGGCCAGGAGAGGAGGGCACAGUCAUGUCUUUGGCUGGCAGAUAUACAGGAAGCAACUAUAUUGCUACGUUGACAGUAGGGGGAGCAGGGGCUCAUGCUUCAUACUACCACAAAGCCAAUGACCAGCUGCAAGUUGGUGUGGAGUUUGAGGCUAGCACCCGUAUGCAGGACACAAGUGUAUCGUUUGGCUACCAGCUAGAUGUGCCUAAAGCUAAUUUACUAUUUAAAGGUUCAUUAGAUAGUAACUGGGUGGUUGGCGCCACGUUAGAAAAGAAGUUGCUUCCAUUACCUCUUUCCCUGGCCCUCUGCUCCUUCCUCAACCACCGCAAGAACAAGUUCCAGUGUGGAUUUGGUGUUACCAUUGGGUAGACUAACUGGAACAAAUGGGAAAAGCCCCCAAGGCAGACUUUCACAGAGGGCACAGAAGAUUGACAACCCGACUAUGCUAUGUAUGCCACUCAGUGUUGCAUCACCUCCAUUUUGUCUCCCAUCUCCUAGCAGGUAGAGUUACUGGUCUUCCCAGAUGUUGUUGUCAUGUUACAUAAUUUGUAUGUAAAUCACUGGAAGAUAAUUAUAUAAAUAAAAAUGCAUUCGGUAGUAUGAAAUUAAUCCAAAUUGUAACAAGGAUUGUUGUUUGUCUGAGAGUUGGGGGGAAAAUUUGGUAAUGGGAUGUGAUGGUGGACAUGGCAGAAAAUCUGACCAAUUGGCAUCAGAAAGGCAACACAUAACUCAUCUGAUGUCAGGAGAGUUAACAGUUACAGUGCUCUUUGUUUUUAACACUCAGUUCAGUGCCUGUCGUGUUUUUGUUUUGUUUUUUUCUUUUUGCCCUUUUCGAUUUUUGUACUGUAAAAUCAAGUCUUGAUAUGAAGUGAAUGUUCUCAUUUGUUUGUGGGUGGUGGUGGUGGGGUUUCUCGGGUUAGGGACAUGGUUAUUGAAGCAGUGAAUAUCACAGUUCACGGCCUGUCAUUUCUCACCAUUUCUUUAUGGUACAUAUGGAAAAGUAUAUAUUACCUGUAUAUAUCUAUUAGGAAAUGAUAAAUGACAUUUCUUACAAAAAAAAGGAAGUC
Messenger RNA from Lampris incognitus (smalleye Pacific opah), 1787 nucleotides. It is a transcript of the gene tomm40l, whose product is annotated as translocase of outer mitochondrial membrane 40 homolog, like. Gene Ontology annotation, cellular component: mitochondrial outer membrane; mitochondrial outer membrane translocase complex. Gene Ontology annotation, biological process: protein import into mitochondrial matrix. Gene Ontology annotation, molecular function: transmembrane protein transporter activity. NCBI's taxonomy places the organism in Eukaryota, Metazoa, Chordata, Actinopteri, Lampriformes, Lampridae. The record is from RefSeq and is a predicted model, not a curated record. The transcript is spliced from 10 exons. The coding region runs from base 67 to 1089 and encodes 340 amino acids.